Molecule: messenger RNA, 3018 nt
Organism: Oncorhynchus masou masou (cherry salmon)
Lineage: Eukaryota; Metazoa; Chordata; Actinopteri; Salmoniformes; Salmonidae
Product: ras-related protein R-Ras-like
Exons: 7
Coding region: 521-1114 (197 amino acids)
Biological process (GO): Ras protein signal transduction
Cellular component (GO): plasma membrane
Molecular function (GO): GTPase activity; GDP binding; GTP binding
Source: RefSeq, a predicted model, not a curated record
UUUUGAGAAACCCUUCUUGGUUGAGGAAAAAAACUUGCCUUGGAGCGAUGAAAAAAUAAGUCAGUGAAGACGAGGAAAAAAAUGAAGACGUCGCCAAGAAUAACCCAGUAACUUAGAUAUCAAAAAAGUUCUAUAAUGCUCCUGCAGAGAUAUGUAGAUUAAUCAAUCUAGAUAUAAUGAAAGAUAGACAAGCGUGUUAAAGUUUGACGGGGUAGUUGAUAAUCAAGCUCAUAUUUUUUUUCUUCUGGAGUCAAAGUUGGCAUCGAUAGCCUAAUUUACUUGAGGCGGGUGCGGAAGGCUUUUCACCCGACAAAAAUUAUGAGAGAUAGUCCGAUAAACCAUUAGAUUUUUUAACAAUAAUACUUUAUUUCUAUUUUACCGGGUUAUGUAGCGACCAUUAACAUUUUAGGAGCAGUGGUACGAAACUCUAUUGGGGUUAGACUACUUUUGAGGAUAGUUUACAACACUGGGCCAGACUACAACCAUAGACAACCGUUGAAAGUAUUUUACGAAAAUAAUCAUGUCUGCUGAGGAGGAGAGAUUCAAACUGGUCGUCGUGGGCGGGGGCGGUGUGGGGAAAAGCGCCUUGACCAUACAAUUCAUUCAGUCAUACUUCGUAUCGGAUUAUGACCCCACCAUCGAGGACUCCUACACCAAAAUAUGCACAGUGGAUGGGAAAGAGACACGAUUAGACAUCUUGGACACAGCAGGUCAGGAGGAGUUUGGGGCAAUGAGGGAGCAGUACAUGCGCUCAGGGGAAGGCUUCUUGCUGGUGUUCGCUCUGAAUGACACUGGCAGUUACAAUGAGAUCCACAAGUUCCACACCCAGAUACUGAGAGUGAAGGACCGGGAUGACUUCCCCAUGGUGCUGGUGGGGAACAAGGCUGACCUGGACCAGUCGAGAGCGAUCUCCAGAGAGGAAGCCCAGGGCUUUGCCAGAGAGAACAGGAUCCAUUACAUGGAGGCCUCGGCUAAGAACCGCUACAACGUAGACGAAGCCUUCCUGGAGGUGGUGCGAGCUAUAAGAAAGUUUCAGGAGACUGAGAGUCCCCCUCUACCUGCAAACCACACAGGAAAACGGAAGAGCGGUGGCUGCCCCUGCACCCUCCUUUAACUGCCCCCUCCCAUGGCAUAGCACUGUUGUCACAGAGACCAAAACCCCCUCACCUCACCACUGAUACAAGUCUUGUCUGACUUACCUGGAGGGAAAUGGGAGGAUUUGGCAAGGGAGGGGAGAGAUAUACACUUGGAAAUGCAAAAACUGUAUGGUGAGGUUUGGGGAAUUGGGCAGGGAUGUUUACGGCAAUGGUGGGCAAAGUGGUGGAGUGAUAUGUUUUCAUUCACACUUAUAAAUUAGCAUCUUAACUUUUUUUAUAUACUUUUUUUGUAUUUGUGGUAUUAUUUCAUUAUUGUGCAAGGAUGUAAAGGGAGAGGCCUUGGGCUAGAUGAGAAGAGAGCGAGAGAUGAGUCUACAGACUGAAGAAAGAAAGAGUAGGGAUGGUAAAGAGUGAGAUCUCACAGAUACUGUGUUUUGGGUAGCUUCCUACAUUGGGUCAACCUGAUGGAAGUCACUGAUUUGACAUUGCUGGAAGGAAUGGAUAAUUUAGGAACUAGAUGGAGCUAUCAUUCAUACCUACAACAGAAAAUGAAAGGAGCCCAGUUAAACUGAAUCGACAAAUUAGAUUUUUGAAAGACUGCAUGGAAAAGAGAGAGCUGAAGCAAAAUGAGAGUGAAACGAUGUGUUUGAAAGACUGGUACUUUUCACAGUGUGGUAUACAUCACCACAGAAUAUAUCAUAUUUUUUUGCACAACUUCAACAUAGGCAAAAGUAGUUUGACACUAAAGUGCUAUUGUUUAUUUUAAAAUGACUGGGUGGAUGUUUAGGCAUGUCCAGGUACUUUUGUCUAUGCAUACAGGUGUAGGCCUUUUUUUUAAGUCAUUUUUAUUGUUAUGCUCUUUGCAAAUGUUUAAAUGUCACACCGCUACCAACCAUGUACAUCAAUGAGUUCGUUUUUGAAUGGUAUUAAAUGAAUGAGUCAAAGCUAAUGAAAAUCUGUUGAAAAGCUUCAGACAAGGCAUCAACUGUUGAUGAAAAACAGAAAGUGACAGAACAUGGGUAAGUUGACAUAUAAAUACAUCCCAAGAUUUACGCCCAUUGGUUGAGAGAGAUGAUGGUGAUAAUUGCAAGAGUGAGCCCAUAGGCUGAACAGCAAGCACGAGGAAUGGGCAUUACUGUGCGGUGCUGAUAGGCUAUACGGUAAAUGGGCGAAUUACAUUCCGGACGUGGCAAAUAGGAAAGAAGACGCUAUGCUGAUAAUACGUUCGUAUUCAUUCCCACUAUGUCCAUACAAUAGGAAGCUAAGUAAGUUAUGUUUUGCUUACAUUAAGUUACCCGAGCAGUCAGACCAGCCUUCCUGAUUUAGCUUCUGUAAACUACAUGUGUCUGUCAUGAAAUAACUUGUUUUUUUAUGGAGGAUAUGUAGCACUGGUCUUGCAAACCUUCAUAUAGAUGUAAUUAACAUAUGACAAUCCCUUAGGCGAUAUUUCACACAAAGCAGGAUAGCCAUCUAACGUUCUGAAAUAUUCUGAAUCUGCUCCACAAAUUUGUGAGUUGAAUCGGACUCAACUCUGACCCUAAAAAUAUUUGAGCUGUUUGAUUAAUAAUUUGAGUUAUUGAUGAUUGGUUCUCAACACUGGCUAUCUUAUUUUUGUGAACGAGAACCGUGUUGAUGUUGGAUCCACAUUUGUCCCACAUUGUUCUUUACCUAAUUAUAAAAUAAUGCAUUGACUCAGUGCUAUUAACGCAGUGUAAUAUACCACAAAAACGUAUUGUACUUAAAUCUGUUAUGUAGUUAUUUUUAACAGCAGAAAGCCGUUUGUAUUCUUAUACCAAUGAAUCUCAAACUAUAUCAAACUUGCACCCUGUAAUCUAUCAGUAUCUGCCAUGUGUAAUUUGUACUGAAAUAAACCAAAUACCUUUUGUACACGUCACAAUUUAAAAAAACAUUAUUACUCUAA